UGCGCCGCUGCUCCCAGACGUGCCCCCAAGGCUUUCCGCCGCUGCCAUGCUCGGGCAUCUCCGGCGAUCCCUCCGCGCUUUUCACCGCCUACCCGCCACCGGCCACGCAGCCUGCGAUCCCGUCCCUCUCCACCGGUUCUGGAGUUCGCAUAUAGUGCCUGUAUCUGGUUGGUGUAACAAGCAUGCUACUAGAGAUUUCUCUACUUCCGAAAAAGUUACCAGAGGUCGAGUAUAUCAGCAAGAGGAGUUAGAACCAACUACACCUGCGAAGGAUACUGAUAUAAUAAUUGAUUGCAUAAAAAAGAGCACAAGGGAAUUGGAACAAGGGCCCAUUGGAAAAAAAUUGUCUUCGGCGGAGAAAAGACAAUUUCUUGUCGAUACUCUCCUUGGUCUUGAAGAUUCAAGAGAAGUUGUUUACGGCACGCUUGAUGCUUGGGUUGCCUUUGAGCAGGAUUUUCCUCUUCCUUCACUAAGGCAAGCACUUUCAGCUCUUGAAAAGGAGGAACAGUGGCAUAGAAUUGUCCAGGUGAUAAAAUGGAUACUAAGCAAAGGGCAAGGCAACACAAUGGGAACAUAUGAGCAAUUAGUGCGUGCACUUGAGAAGGAUAAUAGAGCUGAGGAAGCACAUGAAAUCUGGCAGAAGAAAAUAGCCCAUGACCUGCAUUCAGUUCCUUGGCGUUUCUGUCAUCUUAUGCUGGCAAUCUAUUACAGAAAUAAUAGGCUAGAAAGGCUCGUGAAGCUCUUCAAAGAACUAGAAGCAUGUGGUCAUAAACGUCCAAGAAAAGAUAUUAUACGGAAAGUUGAAGAUGCAUAUGAAAUGCUUGGACUACUAGAAGAAAAGAAUGCGUUGCUUGAAAAAUACAAGGAUUUAUACAACAAGCCAUAUCGGGGUGAUCGAAAGAAAGGCUCCAAAUCCAAAAGGACUGAGAUGAAUAAGACAAGCGGGCACUAUAAAUCACAACAAUAUUAUUCUGUUCUCAGCGGAUGGCAGCAAGAUGGAAACAUCUGAAAAUCUUCAAGAUCACUGUUGCCGUUUAGAUGAGGAAUCUGCUGCCACCAUUAAGUCAUGACAUGAGGUGAUGUGAGAUUCAUUACUGAUCCACCGACGAGGCUAUAAGAUGAGGCAAAAACUGGAUGCUGCCAGCAUUAGUUAUCUUAUUAUAUGCUCUCAGUACAUGUCUAGCUGAUGCAGACAGUAGUGGGUGUCCCUUAAUUUGGGACAUGCCAUCUCUCUUUUUUUUUCCUGAUGCUGUUGAUAGUUUGCAAUAUUCUGAAUUUUAUUUUGGUAAACCUGCUUGGGCGAAACAUACCAUCCCCGCUGACAUCAACGGUUACUCUUGGUGUUGUCUAGCCAUGGGCCAUGGUACAAGGGCAUUUGUAUUUGCUGAGAAACUGAAAAUUUGGGGUUGUUACUAAAUAAUGAGUACAGGCGCAUCCCGUUCUUUUUGGCA
Panicum hallii is the source of this 1451-nucleotide messenger RNA. Its product is annotated as pentatricopeptide repeat-containing protein At4g21190-like. The record is from RefSeq and is a predicted model, not a curated record. Lineage: Eukaryota; Viridiplantae; Streptophyta; Magnoliopsida; Poales; Poaceae. The transcript has 9 exons. Bases 47 to 1009 code for a protein of 320 amino acids. Gene Ontology annotation, molecular function: protein binding.